Nilaparvata lugens (brown planthopper) is the source of this 559-nucleotide messenger RNA. RefSeq names its product fructose-bisphosphate aldolase-like. NCBI's taxonomy places the organism in Eukaryota, Metazoa, Arthropoda, Insecta, Hemiptera, Delphacidae. Gene Ontology annotation, molecular function: fructose-bisphosphate aldolase activity. Gene Ontology annotation, biological process: fructose 1,6-bisphosphate metabolic process; glycolytic process. The record is from RefSeq and is a predicted model, not a curated record. Gene Ontology annotation, cellular component: cytosol.
GUUCUACCUGACGGUGACCACAACCUGGACCGUGCCCAGAAGGUGACCGAAGCGGUGGUGGCCGCGGUGUACAAGGCACUGAGUGACCACCACGUUUACCUGGAGGGCACCCUGCUUAAGCCCAACAUGGUGACCCCAGGUAUGUCGUGUCCUCAACGCAACACACCUCAAGAGAUCGCUCUGGCCACAGUGACCGCUCUCUCUCGCACCGUGCCCGCCGCUGUUGCCGGUAUCACCUUCCUCUCAGGUGGUCAGUCCGAAGAGGAGGCGUCAGUUCAUCUGGACGCCAUCAACAAGUGUCCAGGUCGCAAACCUUGGCCACUCACUCAGCUAGGCAGAGCUCUGCAGGCCUCUGUACUCCGCGCUUGGGCUGGAAACGAGGCCAACGUUGCAAGGGCCAGGGAUGAGCUCAUCAAGAGGGCUAAGGUCAGCCACAACUCUGAAGCAGCUCUGGGCAAAUACACGGCAGGAUCAGUUUCUGGAGCGGCAGGAGACGCCGGUCUCUUCAUUAAGAACCACACCUACUAGAAAUAGUCUCAAUUUGUUGUACUGAAAUUUA